Messenger RNA from Alnus glutinosa, 643 nucleotides. RefSeq lists its product as uncharacterized. The record is from RefSeq and is a predicted model, not a curated record. Lineage: Eukaryota; Viridiplantae; Streptophyta; Magnoliopsida; Fagales; Betulaceae. The transcript is spliced from 4 exons. Bases 145 to 504 code for a protein of 119 amino acids.
CUUCUAACUUCUAACUUCUCAUUCAUCCAAACAAAAAAAAAAACCUUCAAACUUCUAAGGAAAAGAUCGAACCCACUCACCAUAAUAAUUGUUCAAGCUAAUUAAGUGAAAAGAUUACCAUAAAUUGUGUUUUAAUCAGGACAAAUGGCUGAGCUCUCUUUGUUGUGCAAUAACUUGACUCCUCCAGCACUGCCACCACCACUUCUGCAUCCUCAGUUCAGUCCAAGAAUACCGAUAGGUGGCAUGGAGCAAACACGGAGAACAACAACAGCUUGUGCUGCAAAAUCUGGAGGAUUUUCGCUUGGUUCGAUUUUGGAAAGUUGUCAAAAAUGUAGAGGAAAAGGUGCUAUAGAAUGUCCAGGAUGCAAGGGCACAGGAAGAAAUAAAAAGAAUGGAAAUAUUUUUGAGCGGUGGAAAUGUUUUGAUUGCCAAGGAUUUGGGCUAAAGAGUUGCCCCAGCUGUGGGAAGGGUGGGCUGACACCAGAGCAAAGAGGAGAGAGAUAAUAGUGCUCAAAGUCAUAAACUUUGUAAUUAUAUAUUUUAAAUGAUGAACAGAGUCUCAGACUUCUUGUAUACUGGAAUUUUUUAGCACAUUGUAAUUUUAUAUUCUACUUAAUAAUUAAAACUCGAUCUGUUUAUGUUU